Messenger RNA from Penicillium griseofulvum, 903 nucleotides. RefSeq lists its product as uncharacterized. The coding region runs from base 1 to 903 and encodes 300 amino acids. NCBI's taxonomy places the organism in Eukaryota, Fungi, Ascomycota, Eurotiomycetes, Eurotiales, Aspergillaceae. The record is from RefSeq and is a predicted model, not a curated record. The transcript has 2 exons. Gene Ontology annotation, cellular component: plasma membrane.
AUGGAAAGCCCAAACCCCGCACAGCCACGUCAAGCGCUGAAACGCAUCACAAGUCUAAUCCUCCACCAAUGGCUCUUAAUCGGGAUCGGGAUCGUCUGCGCCCUGGCAUACUACUUCCCGAACGUAGCCAAGCACGGCGGCAUCAUCCGCUCCGAGUAUAGCAUCAUGUACGGGGUGAUCGCGAUAAUCUUCCUAAUCUCCGGCCUGAGCAUCCCGCGCCAGAAACUUAUCUCUCAAGUCCUGAAUUGGCGCCUUCAUGUCAUCGUGCAAGUCAUUUCAUUUCUGUUUAUUCCCGCGCUGGUGCUGGCCAUUGUGCAUAUUAUCCUCGCUGCGGAUAGUGGGGGGAAGAUUGAUCGCGCCGUGUUGGCGGGGUAUAUCUUUACUGCUUGUAUUCCGACGACGAUUGCGUCUAAUGUUGUUAUGACGAGGUCUGCGGGUGGGGAUGAUGCGGCUGCUUUAGUGGAGGUUUUGUUGGCGAAUAUUCUCGGGCCGUUUGUUACGGCUGCGUGGACUGUUGCGUUGAUGCCGAAGUCAGUGGAGUUUGAGCCCUGGCGCUCCCGACGCUGGUCCAAGCCCAUAUUCAAACGCAUGUCUCCAGAGGAAACGAUUGCAGUGUGCUUUUGCGGGCCAGCAAAGAGCACCGCACUUGGUAUCCCGCUGCUCUAUGCAAUGUGGCAGCCGGUUGAUCUAUUCCUAAAAGCAAAGACAUCGGUGCCGGUGUUGCUCUAUACUACAGAGCAGAUCUGCGUGGCGCAUUUCUUCGUUCAGUUAUUUCGGUGGUGGCAUACUAGAAUCGUUGAGAAAGAGGAUUUAGAUGACACGGGCGACGAUGUUGAGAUUGGUAUGGCUGUGAACUCACGUGGGGAUCACGCUGGACGUGGUCAUGAGCAUACGACUGUUUGA